Molecule: messenger RNA, 960 nt
Organism: Orbicella faveolata
Lineage: Eukaryota; Metazoa; Cnidaria; Anthozoa; Scleractinia; Merulinidae
Product: putative ATP-dependent RNA helicase DDX47
Cellular component (GO): cytosol
Molecular function (GO): nucleic acid binding; ATP binding; RNA helicase activity
Source: RefSeq, a predicted model, not a curated record
CAAAGUUACCAAACACGAAAGAUAUUUUCCUUCUACAUUAAUUUCUAAGCUAAGAGAGGUAGAGGAAUUCUACCCUCGAGGAGAAUUGAAAAGAAAACAGAAGUUCCACAACAAACUUGUCGGCCGCCAUUUUCAGCCGUUUCCAUGACUUCACCAACCUCAUUCCCAGGGUCCUCUCUCUACCUCUACCCUUAGGUAGAGAGAGGACCCUGGGAACAAGGUUACGACUUCACUGGUUAGCCUGGUUACCUGGCCUGGUUACAUAGCCGUUCGAUCACGUGGAGAAACUUUCAAAAUGGCGACUGUCGAAGAAGAAGUUGAGAGUGAAAAAGUUACUUUUGAAUCCCUGGGUGUGGUGGAUGUUCUCUGCGAAGCAUGCCAGCAACUUGGUUGGAAGUCGCCAACAAAAAUUCAAAGGGAAGCUAUCCCGGUCGCUUUGCAAGGCAAAGAUAUUAUUGGUUUAGCUGAAACAGGUUCAGGGAAGACAGGAGCUUUUGCUUUGCCAGUUCUUCAAACAUUACUUGAAAAUCCACAGAGACUAUAUGCACUUAUUCUUACACCAACAAGGUCUGUUUAUUUGAUUUGCUAAAGAUCUAAUAAAUUUUGAGAGACUUAUUCUACCUGUCACCUCAAUGUAUUAAGAUCACCAAGUUCUUAAUACAGUCUUCCAAAGGUGAUGAUGGUAAUGAUAGCACAUUUACGACAAACUGAAAUGUACAGGUUCAAGUGUAAAGUAGGUUUGAAAAACUCAAGCCAGAAAACAUGCAGGGACAGAACUCAGACCGGAUCAGAUCAGGUUUCUGACUUAAAUAAGAAUGACAACUAUUCUAGAGCAAGGCAUAAACAAAAGUGGCCAUUUUUAAUUAGAUCAGCAAUCCAAGUUGAUCCUGUCUGAGUUUCGUACACGUGCAUGCCAAAGGAGGGGAUUUCACCAGCAUGCAUUGCCAUCUUUCCUCUUUG